Messenger RNA from Ostertagia ostertagi, 429 nucleotides. NCBI's taxonomy places the organism in Eukaryota, Metazoa, Nematoda, Chromadorea, Rhabditida, Trichostrongylidae. The record is from the annotation of a GenBank genome assembly.
AUGGAGAACUUCUCGCUGUUCUACUCGAGUGAGGAAGAUGCCCUGCUUUCCUAUGCUGACAUUCGAAACUUCCAACAAGUUUGGAACUAUGUCGAUGCUGAUCAAAAGCGUUCAAUUCCCACCCGUCGAGUGAAAUUCCUCCUCCGCCUGCUCCGUGGGAGACUCGAGGUCGACCCGAACAAGGAUCGACUACUUUUCAAGCAUAUGUGUUACGAGAUGGAACGGUUGCACAAUGGCGAAGAUGUCUCGUUCCAUGACGUGCUCAACAUGCUCUCCUAUCGAAGUGGAGACAUCAGGAAGAGCCUUCAGUUGGAAGAGUUGUUGCAACGCGAAGAGCUGGAAUAUCUUAUUGAGGAAGAAGUCGCCAAGCAGACCAUUCGUGCCUGGCUUGAAAGUUGUUUACGACGUAUCAAGCAAAGGCAGCACGGG